AGCAACCAAUCGCGACCAAGACGCCGGGCGCGCGCACGCUCCCUCGAGUUUAACGGUCACGAGAGGCCGAGCGCCCGACGCUGACAUCCGCAGUGGGAGCGGCGGCCAGACUCUCCUGGGACCUUCGGAUAGUUCACUUCUGAAUGUCAGCAACUGAAAAUGCUUGUAGACGAUGAAGCAUCUGAAGAUGACUCAGAUUCAGUUUCUUCAAACAAUGCAAGAACCUGAAUUUUCAAAUGAGAGCAUGUAACAAUUUCUGUACACUAUGGAAGAUUUUGACUUGGGGAAACCCUCACAGAAAGCUUCAUCUUCUAUAGAAUCUGAUAUAAAAAAUUCUCCUCAUUCUCUUGGACUGAACUUAAAUACUAAUAGAAGUAGUCCCCACCUUAGUACAAAUGGGGUAUCCUCUUUCUCAGGGAAGACCAGACCAUCUGUAAUUCAAGGUACAUUUGAAGUCCUCACCUCUUUAAUGCAAGAGCUACAAAACAGUGGAAAGACUGAUUCGGAACUUUGGAAAAACUGUGAGACCAGGUGGUUACAACUAUUCAGUUUGGUGGAAAAACAGUGCCAAGAGCAGAUAGUGGCUCAGCAGGAGCAAUUCCACAACCAGAUUCAACGUAUACAGGAGGAAAUAAAGAAUUUAGUCAAGUUACAGACCAAUAAUGCUUCCUGGGCUUCCUAUGAUAGAAGUUCUUUAAGCAAACAAAGAUCUUCAGAAAGUCAAAUGGGUUUUUUUUCUGAAAACGCUGAGAGAAAUGAAUAUGUUAUCAGUUAUCCCAAGUCUGAAGAGUCUGAAAUGCAGCAAGAAGCAUCCCUGUCGCAACCAGACUGCAAUGUGGAUAGUAGCUCAGUGAGCAGUGGGUAUGGAACCUUUUGCAUCUCAGAACUAAACACCUACAAAUCUAAGGACGCUCAAGAUUUCAUGGAGCACACAGAGGCUGCUGAAGGACAGUUUGGAGCAGCGGUGGUGCCAGCGGAGCCGCUUGGAGACGGAGUGAAAAACCAGAGCUUUUAUAUUCAUCCAAAAGAAGAGACUCCCAUUUUCCCCGGUGAAUUUGAACACAGUUUUCCUGGUGAAAGUAAGAUUUCGGAAGUAUACAAUGGAAAAACAAACAAUAAAUCGAUAACAUCAUGGGCUCAAAGGCUGAAGCAGAACCAACCAAAGAGAGCACAUAAAGAAGAGGGCUACUCAAAAUCUAUGCAAGGAGAUGAGCAAACCAAGAAAUCCCCAAUUGAGAAAUCUGAUUUCACUGCUGAUACACAUUCUCGAGUUUUUUACUUCAACAAACCAGAUGAGGGUCCAAAUUCUUGGAUGUCUGAAUCAGGAACAGGACUGACUUACUGGAAACUGGAGGAGAAGGACAUGUAUCACUCUUUGCCUGAGACUUUAGAGAAGACAUUUGCACCAGCCUCCUCCACGGAUAUAUCACCAAGCCAGUCUAAUACUAGUAAUGAGAUGAAGCCACCAUCAUUGAAGGAUAUUUAUCAUAAAAAACAAAGGGAAAACAAGCAGUUACCUGAGAGGAAUCUCACUUCUGCUUCCAACCCAAAUCAUCCGCCAGAGGUAUUGACUCUGGACCCAACGUUACACGUGAAGCCAAAUCAGCAGAUUUCAGGGAUUCAACCACAUGGUUUUUUGAAUGCUCUUGAUGACAGAAUAUCCUUUUCACCGGACUCUGUUCUAGAACCUAGUCUCUCUAGUCACUCUGACAUAGACUUGUUUUCACAAGCAAGUCAUAUCACUUCUCAGUUAUCUGGUUUCCCAAAAUAUCCUACAGAUGCAAAAAUUUCGCCAGUGGAAUCUUGGAAAAAUCAUGCAUUCCGAAAUGAGAGUAGGACCAGUUCCACGUUUCCUUCAGUAUAUACCGUUGGUAGUAACGACAUCUCAGUCAGCACUGUAGAUGAAGAAAACCCUGUCCUGGGACCGCCUGUCUCGGUCAGUCAGUCCCAGCUUCCAGGUACAGCCAAUGGUGUCCCAGAAUGCAUUUCACUGACUUCCGUGGAGGAUCCUGUGGUAUUGUCUAAGAUUAGGCAGAACCUGAAGGAAAAGCAUGCUCGACACGUAGCAGACCUUCGAGCUUACUAUGAGUCGGAAAUAAAUAGUUUGAAACAGAAACUGGAGGAAAAAGAAAUUUCUGCAGCUGAAGACUGGAAGAAAACCAAUCAAAUUCUUGUAGACAGAUGUGGCCAGUUAGAGAGUGCUCUGAAUGAAGCUACUAGUCGUGUGAGAACACUUGAAAAUAAGAAUAACUUACUGGAAAGAGAAGUGAGUGAUUUCAGAGAACGCUUCAACGCAGCCAGCAGUGCCUCCAAAAUUCUGCAGGAACGAAUUGAAGAAAUGAGAACAAGUAAUAAAGAAAAAGAUAAUACCAUUAUUCGACUGAAAUCUAGACUUCAGGAUUUGGAAGAGGCAUUUGAGAAUGCUUACAAACUCUCAGAUGAUAAAGAAGCAAGACUAAAACAAGAAAACAAAAUGUUUCAAGAUCUUUUAGGAGAGUAUGAGUCCCUUGGAAAAGAACACGAAAGAGUAAAGGAUACAUUAAAUAUAACUGAGAACAAAUUGCUUGAUGCACAUACUCAGAUUUCUGAUUUGAAAAGGACAGUUUCAAAACUUGAAGCUCAAGUCAAGCAAGUAGAGCAUGAAAAUAUGUUAAGUCUUCGUCAUAAUUCUAAAACUCCCAUGAGACCCUCACAUGCCAACACACUGGCGGGCUCAGACGUCAGUCGGAGGAAGUGGCUGAUCCCGGGAGCGGAGCAUUCCAUCUUCACUGGGCAGCCCCUGGACACCAAGGUGGACAGCCAGCCGGAGGACACCUGCCUUCCUGGGUACCAUUCUUCUCUGGAAAAGGAUCUUUCACCUGGAAGUUCACCAAGUUUAUUGAUAAAAAAGCAGAGAGAGACUUUAGACACACCAAUCAUGAAAGCUUUGAAAGAACUUGAUGAAGAAAAAGUAUUUAAAAAUUGGGGCACACAGACAGAGAGAGAGGAUACCUCAAAUAAAUUGGUGAAUCCUCGGCCAACUGACUCUUCAGUCAAUGCAAGUCGGUCCCCAGAGAAAGGUGCCCAGCAAAGACAAAAGAGGUUUAAUUCUGCUUCACAGAGAUCAUCAUCUUUGCCACCUUCAAAUCGUAAAUCGAGUACUCCAACAAAAAGAGAGAUUAUGUUAACACCAGUGACCGUGGCGUAUAGUCCAAAGCGAUCCCCUAAAGAAAACCUGUCCCCAGGAUUUAGUCAUCUACUUAGCAAAAACGAAAGCAGCCCAAUUCGAUUUGAUAUACUUUUGGAUGAUUUAGAUACUGUUCCUGUGUCUACUGUACAACGUUCCAAUCCAAGGAAACAACUCCAGUUUCUUCCUCUAGAUGACUCAGAAGAAAAAAAAUACUCAGAAAAACCCACUGACAUCCAUGUUAAUCAUAGCUCUUCCCCCGAACCAUUGCCAAACGGAGCGAAGAAAGUCUCCGUGAGACCAGCCUGGGAGAAGAACAAGUCAGUUAGCUAUGAACAGUGUCAGCCUGUCUCCACAGCACCACAGGGUAACAAUUUUGAGUAUACAGCCAAGAUCAGGACCCUAGCUGAAACGGAACGGUUUUUUGAUGAACUUACAAAAGAAAAAGACCAGAUCGAGGCAGCACUAAGCCGAAUGCCUUCUACUGGAGGACGAGUCACUUUGCAGACAAGAUUAAAUCAGGAAGCCUUGGAAGAUCGUUUGGAGAAGAUUAAUCGAGAGCUGGGUUCUGUUCGUAUGACGUUAAAGAAAUUCCAUGUUUUGCGCACCUCUGCAAAUCUCUGAGAUUUGUAGUCAUUAAAUUUUGAGACAUUUUUGUUUGCACUAAUGUAUAAUUAUGCACUCAAAAAAGGCGAACUAUUUUAUACUGUUUCUAAGCCUUCAAACGUAGUUUUACAAUCAUGCUAUUCUUUACACUUGCUAUUUUAUACUUCAGAUGGCCACAUAUUUUCAAGAUAUUUUUGUUAUGCUCAGGAAUCUCUUGUAUAUUUUACUAUUUAAAAAGUAUUAUUUUUAAAUAGUAUACGUCUCCUGUUUAUAUCAAGAAUAAAGAAGUAUAGCAGGGGAGGCAGCUUUGUUUCUAAACAUAGUGUUAUCCUUUUACGAUAAACUUUGCACACCAAUUUUAUAAACUUGUUCUACAUUGUGAAUAUGAUCUAGUUUUUUUUUUUAAAUAAAUGCUUUAGAAGAGCUUCCACAGUGAUAGAGUAAUACAUGCUGAAUGCAAAAAAAAAAGCAUACCCUAGAUUUAGCUGUGUUGAAGUUUUUUUAAAAAUGGUAAUGCAAUUCCUGUUUGAAACAUGUCUUAGAGUGAAUAUUAGCGUUAAUAAUGGAAAUGUUGGAAAUAAUGGAAUAUUGGAAAGCUCUGAAAGUGAGAAUAUUUCAUUGUUUCCGUUAAGCUUUCUUAUUUGUAAGAAAGAAAAAUGCUAGAGAAGAAAAUCUCUAAUUGUGUGAUAUAUGUAGUACUUUCCAGAAAAAGUCGGUUGGAGAGCUGUAGCUUUCUGCCCAUCUUUCUGAAUGUAACUUGUGUCCCACCUUUGACAAUGAGACGAUAAGAAGCUUUGAUGAAAUACAGGCCACCACCCAGUGAGGUUGUAAGAGCAGUUUCCUCAGUGUACACAGCCUCAGCUGUCAGAUUGUCAGGAAGACGGUUUUAACAUCUCUCCACCAUCCCCCCACCCCAUCCCCCCACCCUCCCGAGGAAGAAAAACACUUCCAUAGUGGCUGCUGUGAGAACGGUAGGUGGAGGUCAGAGCAGCUUACGCUGCUUGUUACUGCACAGGUAAUGUGUCUAGAUAGAGCUCCGUGCCUCUCGAUUGGCCUUGCUGGGUGGCUCCCGCCCGCUGCCUUGGCAGUGCCUCCUGCUCUCAGAAACUCCACGUAGGCAGCAGGCUGUGAUCUGACCAGAAGUGCGGCAGGUAGAGGUCCUGACUGCUGGUCAAGGUCCGGGCUCCUCAGCUGCUCACUUUUUUGGUGGCCAGUCAGAACCCAGCACCCACUCAAGCUCAGUAUGUGUUGAUAAAUAAGACUCAUCGCACACUUUCAACACUGAUUCCCAUUGAUUCAGGUUUUAAAGUUUGGUUUACUUUUGAGCUUUUUCUCCUCCCCGUGGCUCUUAAUAGCAUGUAGUUACGGUGAGCCAAGCCACCCAAUGUUCCACUAGGGUCUAUGUAUGCCUUCGAGCAGGGAUCUCAGAAUCUUUGAGCACCCUUCACCAAAGCUUCCGCUGCCUGAGCUCCAGGCCUGGCUCCCUGCUCAGCGUUGUGGGGGGUUCUCAGCAAGGGGAACCGACUGACAGCUGCCUCUCCUGCUCCUUCCUGUCCAUGAAUGAAACCUUUGCUUCCACCUACUGCAACCUGUUGAAGACCUCCAGCUAAUCAGAGUUACUCAUCAGAAUUAAGUGCCUUACUCCCGGUAUUUUUUUCUAGUCUUUUUUUUUCUUUUCUUUCUUUUUAAUCUCCUAGUUCUAGUGAAGAAAACGUUCAUUUUAAUCAAUCUCCAGUAUAGCUGUGUCAAAACUUAAUAAAGGGAUUGACUUUACCGGUGAUACUCCCUUUAAUAUGUUCCCAUACAUGACAUUAAAAACUCACUUGAAAAUUGUUAGCCUGUUUCAUUGUUCCCUGCUUUUAUUGUAAAGUCUGUUACAUUCCAAAGAAUAGGAAAUUGCCCUUUCAGAAGAGAUUAGUUUUAUCUUACCAGGGAGUUUUCUUCUUAGUAGUCAUAUUCCAGUAUUUAAGCCCCAUUAAAGUGUCUUCUGUGCCUCUCAGGAAACAUGUGAUUUGAUUUGUGACAUGUCAUAAACUGGAAGUAUCAGUCACUUCAGAAAUUAAAAAAAAAUUCUUUUCUCUCCAUAGCUGUGAAGGACACCAAGGAAAAUCCUUCCAACCUUCUUUCUUUUUGGUAAUGCUUAACGUACAACUACUCUGUUUAAAAACAGCCUAAAA
This is a messenger RNA of Cervus elaphus (red deer), 5949 nucleotides long. It is a transcript of the gene MPHOSPH9, whose product is annotated as M-phase phosphoprotein 9. Gene Ontology annotation, cellular component: centriole. The coding region runs from base 266 to 3790 and encodes 1174 amino acids. The transcript is spliced from 24 exons. NCBI's taxonomy places the organism in Eukaryota, Metazoa, Chordata, Mammalia, Artiodactyla, Cervidae. The record is from RefSeq and is a predicted model, not a curated record.